Messenger RNA from Momordica charantia (bitter melon), 3049 nucleotides. Its product is annotated as Double Clp-N motif-containing P-loop nucleoside triphosphate hydrolases superfamily protein. Lineage: Eukaryota; Viridiplantae; Streptophyta; Magnoliopsida; Cucurbitales; Cucurbitaceae. Gene Ontology annotation, molecular function: ATP hydrolysis activity; ATP binding. The record is from RefSeq and is a predicted model, not a curated record.
CCCCCUCUGUUCCUCUGCAAUUUGAUGGACUAUUCCGACCCCAAUCGUCGCGGGUUCUUGUUUCCCCUCUCCGGCUUUCGAGAUGGGGACGAGAACAAUCGGAGAAUCGGGGAGGUUUUGGGGAGGAACAGGGGCAGGAAUCCGCUGCUCGUCGGAGUAUCCGCGUACGUCGCGCUCAAGGGCUUCAUGGAGGCCAUCGAGAAACGAAUUGACAAUAUCUUGCCGGAGGAAUUGUCCGGGGUAAGAACUAUUUGCCUCGAAAACGAUUUCUCUAGGUUCUUGUCGGAAAAUUCCGAAACGGGGACUUUGAAUAUGAGAUUCGUGGAAGUCGUUCAGAUGGUGGAGCAGUCGCCGGAGCCUGGAUUGAUAGUGAAUUUCGGCGAUUUGAAGGCAUUUGUUGGUGAUAAUUCUACUGAUGAUCGAGCGAGCCAUGUGGUCGGGCAGCUGAAAAAGUUGGUCGACGUUCAUGGAGAGAAAGUCUGGUUGAUCGGAGCAGCGGCGAGCUAUGAAACUUACUUGAGAUUUGUUACUAAAUUUCCUUCGAUUGAGAAGGAUUGGGAUUUGCAUCUUCUCCCCAUCACUUCUCUCAGGCCUUCUGUGGCUGAAUCAUAUCCCAGGUCCAGCUUGAUGGGAUCAUUUGUUCCACUUGGUGGGUUCUUUUCCCCACCUUCUGAUGCAAGCAUCCCUUUGACUACCUCAUGCCAACAUCCUUCCCGCUGUAAUCAAUGUGACAAAAACUGCGAAGAAGAAGUCAUUGCUGCUUCAAAGGGUAUUUUCGUUCCCUCUCUCUCCGAGCAGCACCAAUCUAGCCUGCCUUCUUGGAUGCAAAUGGCUGAACUUAGCAACUUCGAUGGAUUUGAUGGGAAGACCAGAGAUGAUGGACUGGUACUGAGUGCCAAAAUUGCAGGAUUCCAAAAGAAAUGGGACAACAUAUGCCAGCGUCUCCAUCGCGGUCAACCAUUAAAAGAAGCAUCCAUGUUUCCGACGCUUAUGGGCUUCCAAGUCACUGAAGAUAAAAGGGGAGAUACUGCUGUUAACAACUGCAGCAGCAGCGUAUCCGCGGAGUUGAACUCGGGCAGUUUCAUGGAGUUACCAAAGAUUUCUCUCUCUAGAUCAAACACGUUUCCUCUAUCUACCAGGGCGAGCAACGAGAAUUUCCUAUCCAAACUGCAGGAAGAAACAUCUAAAACUGAAGAUAUCGAGUUAGGGGGUCGCAGGUCUCCUCUCAGCCUGUCCAUUUCAAGUGCAGAUGAUGAAAAUCGAACAUCUUCCCCAUCAGCCGGUUCUGUUACAACAGAUCUAGGAUUGGGAAUUGUUUCUUUGCCCACCAGUUAUAAGCUGAAGAAAUCAUUAAAUCAGAACAGCACGGAUUUUCCAUCGGACUUGUYGGGUUGCUGCUCAACGAAUGUUGAUUUAGUUAAUGGGAAGGUCUGUAAUGGCUUUACUCCAUCGUCAUCCUGUUCCAGUCCUGAACAAAGAGGACAGAUGAAUGCCAUGGAUGUCAAGAUACUUCUUCGAUUGCUCAAGGAAAGAGUUUUCUGGCAAGAUCAGGCUGUGAGCAUCAUCGGUCAAACAAUAUCCCAAUGCCAAACGAGAAGUGAUAAACACCACGGAUCAAAUUUGAGGGGUGACAUAUGGUUCAACUUUGUUGGUCCUGAUAAGUUCGGUAAAAAGAAAGUUGCUAUUGCACUUGCUGAGAUAUUGUAUGGCAAUAAGGAUCAGUUCAUAUGCGUCGAUUUGAGUUCCCAAGAUGGGAUGAUCAAUUCCGAUACACUUCUUGGAUGCCCACGUUUGAGACGUUACAACAACGUAGAAUUCAGAGGGAAAACUGUUCUGGAUUUUGUUGCUGCUGAGUUGAGCAAGCAACCCUUCUCCAUUGUUUUGCUUGAAAAUGUUGAUAAGGCUGAUCUUCUUGAUCAAAAUAGAUUAUCACAAGCUAUUCAAACUGGUAAACUCUCAGAUCUCCAAGGAAGAGAAAUUAGCAUAAAAAAUGCGAUAUUCGUGAUGACGUCAACAUCCUUGGUUGCUAAACAACGAAAAAAWUUUCCCGAGAAGCCAUUGUCGUCCAAGUAUUCUGAAGAAAGGCUCUUGAAGGCUAAAAGUUGGUCAUUACAGAUAAAAGUUGAUUCUAGCAUUGGAGAUCAAGCGAACCAAAGCAAGACUGUCUCUGAUACAGAGAAAAAGAGCAUCCCUAACCCCAUCUUUAUGAACAAAAGGAAGCUCAAUGUCAUAGAUGAAUCUUCGGAUCAGCACGAAAUACCUGAAAUGGUGAAACGGAGUAAUAAGACAUCAAACAAAUACCUGGAUCUGAACCGUCCUGCAGAAGAAAAUGUCCAGCAUGAUACCGAUGACGAUUGCCCUGAAAAUGACUCCACCUCAGAGAUCUCCAAAACAUGGUUACAAGAUUUCCGUAACUACAUCAAUCAAGUAGUUGUUUUCAAGCCAUUUGAUCUUGAUGCUCUAGCUGAGAAAAUACUGAAGGACAUCAAGAAGAUCUUCCACAGUGUCUUUGGCUUAGAAUACAUGCUUGAGAUUGACUCGAAGGUGAUGGAACAAUUGCUUGCUGCUGCUUACAUAUCAUAUGGGAAUAGAGAAGUAGAGGAUUGGAUGGAGCAAGUUCUAAGCAGGAAAUUCUCAGAAGUCAAAAGAAUACACAUCCUCUGUGCAAAUUCUAUCGUCAAACUUUCUACAUGUGAUCAGGAGCAGCUUCCAUUGGAGGAGAAAGCAGCAGAAGUCUGUCUUCCCCGGAGAAUCGUUUUAGAUCCAAGGUCGAAGUCGUGUUCUAGCUAAGAUGUAAAAUGCAGUGUCAUGUAAUCUAGUUAAACCUUGCUUAGGCUGUAAAUCCCAUAAUUUUGUUGGGUUUUCCUUUCUAAGUUAUGUUCUGUAAGAUAUGAUAUUUAGUUGCGUGAUCAAGUUCAGUGAGUUAAGCCAUUUGUCAUUGUUUUUGCUUGCUUUUUUCUUCAGGCUUGAUGUUUGAAUUUCUACGGAUUCAACGAGGAUAUGCAGAUGCUCAUACCAUAUUUUAUGAACUUAUGAGGAUUUAUUGGUA